This is a messenger RNA of Lachancea nothofagi CBS 11611, 915 nucleotides long. The record is from the annotation of a GenBank genome assembly. Lineage: Eukaryota; Fungi; Ascomycota; Saccharomycetes; Saccharomycetales; Saccharomycetaceae.
AUGGAUCUGUUGAAAGAUCAGUAUUCGAGUGAAGAGGAAAGUGACGAACAAGAACUGGUAAAAACUGGGUCGGUUGCUAAAUUGAAAGCUGUGCCUCAAGAGAUCUUGGAUAAAUACCACAUCGCUCCAAACAUAGACAAAUACAGCGAACCGAUGAAUCUUGCUGCGACGCGCGGCAAAUGGGCCAGUUUCGCUUUCAUCGAAAUGCGUCCGUCUAUGCACCAACGGUUGGUCUUGGACCAGCUGAUCCGCGAUGUGGGCGCCAAGCUGCGGGCUUCGGACCUGAAUUUCGAGCCCUUGCACAUGAGCGAGCUGGGCUCACCGCUGCCGCUGCACGUGUCUCUGAGUGCCAACUUUAGCUUUCCCACGGCAGGCGAGCUGGACACGUUUGCAAAGAUGCUACAGAUCGAGGUGCUGCAGAAGGUUCCCGGGACCUUCAGCCUGGAGUUCCAGCCGCGGCUGCAAGUGUACGACAACGUCGACCGCAACGCGUUUUUUCUGGCGCUGGACGUGGCGCCUGCGAUCAAGCAAGCCGAGAUUCGCCAAUUGCGGUCCGCGGUCGAGGAAUCUAUCGAGUUUUGCCGUCGUGACGAGGACGACAUCCACGACCACAGCAUCGACGCAAGCCCUGUGCGCACAGCGCCCUACACCUGGAGCCACGAACGGGCGCAUCUGUCGAUCGCCAGAGCUUUCAACCCUUCUUUGGCCCACAACUUCCCAGCUGCAUCCUCCGGGGACGCCUGGAGAUCCUACCGGCGCAGAAUUGACGACCUAAACGAGUCUCUGAAAACCGUGCCCGUGGGCAAGGAGACUCUGGAUGCUCUAAAAUUCCAGUGUCGCGGUAUCAAGCUCACCAAGCAAAGGUCCAAUCUAUGGAUACCAUUUUCUACUGGAGAGGACUCACUCGAGCCCUGA